AGCUGGGAACAUGCAGUCCAGGGAAGGCAGUUCAGAUGGGAAGAGACAGUGAGUGGAGCAUUCCCAGACCUGUAGGAUCAGACCUGAGCCAGCUCUCUAUGCCACUUCCCAACCCUUACCAUCAUGUGCAUCUGGCAUUAGAAAGAAAGGGAAGAUUUUGAUCAGAAGACUUUGAUUGAAACCAAAAGCAGCCUGGACAGCUCGCUCUGCCCACCAUCACCCACCACCAGAUCUGGAGAGCUUCAUGGGCUAAGUAACUGCCACCUUCAUGCAAUGAACUGAGACUGGCAACAGAAGCACCUCGUGGAUCGGAGCCUACAGGCAACCCACCACCAAGACAGGGAGUAGUGCGAGGCUUUCCUUUGCCAUUUGGCACAUCAGAGACGAAAGCCCACCACCUGGUAUUUAUUUUGGAAAGCAAAAGCACUUUCAUCACUGACUGAGCUACCUCAGAAUCCACAAGCCAAUUGAUCGCUGUCAGUUGGGGAUUUCCAUCGUUGGGAAGAUUUCUCGUGUACUCUGGGGUACCUGUCCUCUGAGGUACCUGUCCUUUGGGGUACCUCUCCUCUGGGGUACCUGUCCUCUGAGGUACCUGUCUUUUGGGGUACCUCUCCUCUUGGGUACCUGUGCUCUGAGGUACCUGUUCUUUGGGGUACCUCUCCUCUUGGGGACCUGUCCUCUGAGGUACCUGUCCUUUGGGGUACCUCUCCUCUGGGGUACCCGUCCUCUGGAUCUUCUGAUUAUUCUAACCGACAACCAAAGACAAUGGUGCACUGUGCGGGGUGCGAGAGGCCCAUCCUGGACCGCUUCUUGUUGAACGUUUUGGACAGGGCUUGGCACGUCAAGUGUGUUCAGUGCUGUGAAUGUAAAUGCAACUUAACAGAGAAAUGUUUUUCCAGAGAAAGCAAGCUUUACUGUAAAAACGACUUCUUCAGACGUUUUGGUACCAAGUGUGCUGGCUGCUCCCAGGGAAUCUCCCCCAGUGACCUGGUCAGGAGGGCAAGGAGCAAAGUGUUCCACUUGAACUGCUUCACUUGUAUGAUGUGUAACAAACAGCUCUCCACUGGAGAGGAACUAUAUAUCAUUGAUGAGAACAAGUUUGUCUGCAAAGAAGAUUACUUAAAUAACAACAAUGCUUCCAAAGAAAAUACUCUUCUCUCAGUGACAGGCAGUGACCCCAGUUUAUCUCCUGACUCCCAAGACCCAUCUCAAGAUGACGCAAAGGACUCUGAAUGCGCGAACACUUCUGAUAAGGAGGCUGGGAUUAACGAAAACGAUGACCAGAACCUGGGGGCGAAAAGGAGAGGACCCCGCACCACUAUCAAAGCCAAACAGCUGGAGACUCUGAAGGCUGCAUUUGCGGCUACGCCGAAACCCACCAGACACAUAAGGGAGCAGCUGGCCCAGGAGACCGGCCUCAACAUGCGGGUCAUACAGGUGUGGUUCCAGAACCGGCGCUCCAAAGAGAGGAGGAUGAAGCAGCUGAGCGCCUUGGGAGCCCGCAGGCAUGCCUUCUUCAGGAGUCCAAGGAGGAUGAGACCACUGGUGGACCGCCUGGAGCCUGGGGAGCUCAUCCCCAAUGGGCCCUUCUCAUUCUAUGGAGACUACCAGAGUGAGUAUUAUGGGCCAGCGAGCAACUACGACUUCUAUCCUCAAGGACCUCCCUCAUCACAAGCCCAGACCCCUGUAGAUUUGCCCUUCGUAACCUCCUCCGGACCAGCAGGCACGCCACUUGGAACAAUGGAGCACCCCUUACCUGGACAUCACCCUUCUAGCGAUGCUCAGCGCUUUGACAUCAUGUCCCAUCCCCAUGGAGACUCUCCCAGCCCAGAGCCCAACCUGCCCAGCUCCAUGCACCCCAUGUCUGCAGAGGUGUUUGGUCAAAGUCCCCCCUUUUCGUCUCUUUCAGUCAACGGGGGAGCAACGUAUGGGAAUCACUUGUCACAUCCACAAGAAAUGAAUGAGGCGGCUGUCUGGUAGCUUGAGAACCAACAGACGGCCUAACAAUAAGACUGGUGCCAAUAGCCAUCUUUGUUGACACUGCUCUGGCACACACAAUUCCCUUCUGAAACAAUAUCUGUCUGGAUGGAGUCUGAAGGACACUGGACAAAAAAAAAAACUGGAAGCUGCAAUCCCAGUAGACCACAUCCAUUAUCCCAGUAGAUGGUAGGCAAUCUCAAUUCCAUCAACACCACUAAAAAAUGAAUAAAUAUAUUUAUAUAAAAGUGA
Molecule: messenger RNA, 2229 nt
Organism: Rana temporaria (common frog)
Lineage: Eukaryota; Metazoa; Chordata; Amphibia; Anura; Ranidae
Gene: LHX1
Product: LIM homeobox 1
Exons: 5
Coding region: 766-1980 (404 amino acids)
Biological process (GO): neuron differentiation; regulation of transcription by RNA polymerase II
Cellular component (GO): nucleus
Molecular function (GO): DNA-binding transcription factor activity, RNA polymerase II-specific; RNA polymerase II transcription regulatory region sequence-specific DNA binding
Source: RefSeq, a predicted model, not a curated record